Cryphonectria parasitica EP155 is the source of this 387-nucleotide messenger RNA. RefSeq lists its product as uncharacterized. The transcript has 3 exons. The record is from RefSeq and is a predicted model, not a curated record. NCBI's taxonomy places the organism in Eukaryota, Fungi, Ascomycota, Sordariomycetes, Diaporthales, Cryphonectriaceae. The coding region runs from base 1 to 387 and encodes 128 amino acids.
AUGCAAUUCAAUAGCUCAGUCGUGUUCUCAAUUCUCAUGCGCACACUGCUGUAUCGUCAGACGCUGGGGCUAUUGCUUCAAUACGAGCCGAUCCGCAACUGGUGCCCGUGCCACCCAGGCGCACCGGAAUCAAUCAAUGUCCGCGCGUGCGCAGACGAACGCCAUACCAAGGUUUGCAGUCGCGAAUUGGGUCCACGAGGACAGAGUUAUGAGUUUACCCCAGUGUCUCGAGUUUGGGGGAGUGGAAGAAGGGAGGGGAAGGGCCUCUUUGGGAAAGACUGGGGUAAAGUUGUCCUUUUCGCCGUUGCCAAGGAGUAUGGGCUGGCUACGAUGGCGAUCCUUCCUGCAGAAUCCAUGGCCAUCAUAAAACGAAAAUCAGCCACUUGA